UAAAUCGCGGUUCGGAAAAGAUAUUUUGAAAUUUAGUUUUUAAAAAAUUAUAUAAAACUACUGGAUCAGGAGUCAGGACUGCUGUUAUUCUUUUUGAAAGUGUGGAAAGACACACAAAAGAUAUGCCAAUUACUAAAGAAGAUUUGAAUGUUAUCAGGAAAACAAAUCUCAAAAUGUAGGAAACAAAGGAAGAGGAACGCCCAAAGUAUUUCCUGUUUGAACAAUUAUAAAACUUCCCAAAUGUAUAGCAGAUGAUGAUGGCCGGAGAUAAUUACAUGUAUCCUCGUCUUUUUCAUUUGAUGGUUUGCGAUGGUAUUAUCUUCAUUCGUAUUUGUGUGUUAAUCAGAAGAAGACGAUAAACUGCCAGUUUUGUUUCCCAGAAAUGGAACGACGUUAUUGUGUCUCUAGGUACUUGUCCUUGGCUGGAAUUAUAAUAAUGUUUGUGAUUACUAUAAUUUGUUAUCAUCAGACAUCGAUCAUUCGGGAAAGAGUAAUAGUGCGCAUCCAACCUAAUGAUGUGUUACCCGAAACAAAGUCCCAGACGAAGAACAUUCUAUUGUGGAACGGUUACGAUCGAAUCGAAAUGAAAGUCUUUCUUAGAAGUUUGCCGAAUAAUAACUCGUGUCCGUACAGGAAUUGUCGAGUCACAACUGAUCGUCGAUCAAACUUACUGGGCAAAUUUGAUGCCAUCAUUUUCAAUAUGGCUGUGCUUCAUCAACUGGAAAAGUCUGACAAGCUGCCACCAGCCGACACACGGGAGAGUCAUCAAUAUUACAUCUUUUUCAGCCAAGAAUCACCUUUCUAUCACAAGGAAAACGUCCAAAAGGAUUACAUCGGAUAUUUCAACUGGACCAUGAGUUAUCUGCCGGAAUCAAACAUUCCUUAUCCGUACGGCCGGAUAGAACGGGCAGCGGUUGAUUUAAAAUCCAAAUCUUAUCCAAUAAGGAAAAAGACGAAACUGGUCGCCUGGUUUGUUUCGCAUUGCAACACAACGCAAAGUCGGCGAGAAAACUACGUCAGAGAAUUGCAGAAGCACAUCCCUAUCGACAUCUUUGGUCUUUGCGGUCCGUUGAAAUGCAAUUGGAACUCUGAUACGGGGAUUUCACAUCCGGAAUGUUACGACAUGCUGGAAAAGGAAUACAAGUUUUAUCUGUCGUUUGAGAAUUCGCUGUGCAGCCAUUACGUCACGGAGAAAUUCUACUCGAUAUUGAAGCUUGACGUGGUGCCAGUUGUCAUGGGUAGGGCCAAUUACAGUGCUAUUGCUCCGCCGUAUUCAUUUAUCGACGCCCUGAGGUAUUCACCCAAACAACUGGCCGAUUACUUGCUGUUGCUCGAUGGCAACCAAACACUUUACGAGAGUUACUUGCAAUGGAAAACCAGUUACAUUAUCCGCAGCGGAUAUGAAGAGAUGGGCGGCCAGGCCUUGUGUUCUCUUUGUGCACAACUCAAUCUCUCGGAUGACCGGAAGGAAAUGAUGCUCGCUGAUGUUUUGUCGACAUGGAACCCAACGACCCGUUGUCUCAAUCCGCGCUACGUGAAAGCUUUUCUCAGUAUUGACCGUAAUAAUAAUAGAUCUACGACAUCUUAGACUUGUUUCUACAUCUCUGACUUGUCUCGUGCCUAAUCAAAUGAGACCAUAAGUUCAUCUAACAAGAUUAGAGAGUUGCUUUAUUCCCUACAGCAUUAUAAGGAAUUGGAAAAUAAAAAGAGCUUUUUCUUCUCGAA
Daphnia pulicaria is the source of this 1725-nucleotide messenger RNA. Its product is annotated as alpha-(1,3)-fucosyltransferase C-like. The record is from RefSeq and is a predicted model, not a curated record. NCBI's taxonomy places the organism in Eukaryota, Metazoa, Arthropoda, Branchiopoda, Diplostraca, Daphniidae. Bases 383 to 1588 code for a protein of 401 amino acids. The transcript has a single exon. Gene Ontology annotation, cellular component: membrane. Gene Ontology annotation, molecular function: alpha-(1->3)-fucosyltransferase activity.